AUGUCGAGUAAAACUACUGCAUCAUCUGGAAAAAAACCAGCUUUAACUGCUGAAGAACAACAAAAAAUUGUGUCGGGUUUUCAAGCUUUACGUGAUGAACAAACACAAUUAGUACAAAAAACUCAAGAUUUAGAAACGGAUUUAAAAGAGCAUGAUCUUGUUCUUUCCACAUUAUCGACAAUAACGGAUAAACAACGUCGUUGCUAUCGUAUGAUUGGUGGUGUUCUUAUUGAACAUACAGUUGGAGAAGUUGUACCAGCACUUCAAGGAAAUCGUGAACAAAUAAAUAAUGUUAUUGAAAGUUUUAAACAAAAGACUGAAGAAAAAGCAAAAGAAUUAACUGCUUAUAAACAAAAGUAUGAUAUUCACUUUUCUUAUGAACGACCAACACAACAGCAGCAAGGUUCACAAUCUGCUGGCAACGCUGCUGAUUCGGGAGCAACAAAGAAGGAACCACAAGAUUCAGGCGUUUUAGUUGAUAAAGAAAAUUAA
Rotaria socialis is the source of this 492-nucleotide messenger RNA. The record is from the annotation of a GenBank genome assembly. Lineage: Eukaryota; Metazoa; Rotifera; Eurotatoria; Philodinida; Philodinidae.